GCCGGGAUGAGAAAACUCGCAGGAGGAAAGGAACACCGUCAGGAAAAAAACGAAGAAGUCCAUAAUAGAGCAGAAAUAAUAAGAUCACUCGUCAGAACUGCAGAGCGCCAACCAUUAUAGAUAAGAAGCGUCCUCGAAAAUCCAAAAAGGGCGCGUGGCAGCCCCACAAAAGUCUGCGAUAUUUGUUUAAUCUCACAAAAAUCAACCGUACCCAAAACGAAGAAGCAGACUCUCUCCUCUCUAUCUCUCUCGAGUACCUAAUCGUUAAACGAGAGGACCGGUUGAAGAGAAACCCGGAGAGGGAGACGCCAUGGCCACUGCUUCUUUGUGUUGUUCGGCUCGGAUCAAUGCAUUCGAUGGAGGGCUUCGGAUUCAAAGGAGCUACCUUUUCCAACCAACUUCACUUCCUGUUCCCAGGAGAAAAGUUCAGUCAAUAACGAGGGCAACUUCUCGUGUUGAUAAGUUCUCGAAAAGUGAUAUCAUCGUUUCACCAUCUAUCCUGUCUGCUAAUUUUGCGAAGUUGGGAGAGCAGGUCAAAGCAGUCGAGGAAGCGGGAUGUGAUUGGAUCCAUGUUGAUGUAAUGGAUGGUCGUUUUGUGCCCAAUAUCACCAUUGGACCUCUUGUGGUUGAUGCUCUGCGCCCUGUGACAGAUCUCCCCUUAGAUGUGCACUUGAUGAUCGUGGAACCUGAUCAACGUGUGCCAGAUUUUAUCAAGGCUGGGGCUGACAUAGUCAGCGUUCACUGUGAACAAUCUUCCACCAUCCAUUUACAUCGUACAGUAAAUCAGGUAAUUUCUAUAUCUGCUUUCUCGUGUUGGGUGAAUGAGGUGUAAGAACUGGCAGGAUGUCUUGGAUACUUGAAAUAGCUUGGCAGUUGCCUUAUUUAUCGUCUCAAUUCACUGGUUAACCUCAGGGGUUGGGCAACUAAUCGAAACGCAUACACUCUUAAUACCAGACAAUUCUUUGUAUUACUUUCGUUUUUUGUCUUAAAAACAAGAAAGAGUAGCAACCCGAUACAGCACAUGUACUUUGCCCCAAAAAAAUCAUUGAUAGCUGGCACUACUUUAUUUUCAGUGGUUUUAAUUUAUGAAACCUAGUACUCUACUUGCUGUAAACUCUACCUGUUUCAAAGAUAAUGUUAGAUGCCCACGUUUACACGUCCUUUUUCGUUUUCGUUUUCGGAACUUGAUCUUGACUUUCACAUAUUUCAUCAGUUGUGGUAUUUGCUCUGUUCAUUUUCCAUUCUCCUGCAACUAGAUAAAAAGCCUUGGAGCCAAAGCUGGAGUUGUCUUGAACCCUGGCACCCCUUUGGGUGCUAUUGAAUAUAUUCUUGAUGUGGUUGAUCUGGUCUUGAUUAUGUCGGUGAACCCUGGUUUCGGUGGUCAAAGCUUCAUUGAGAGCCAAGUAAAGAAGAUUGCUGACCUACGGAGAUUAUGUGUGGAGAAGGGAGUAAAUCCAUGGAUAGAGGUUGAUGGUGGUGUUGGUCCUAAAAAUGCUUACAAGGUUAUUGAGGCUGGAGCAAAUGCUUUAGUUGCUGGUUCGGCUGUUUUUGGCGCCAAAGAUUAUGCUGAAGCUAUAAAAGGAAUCAAAACCAGCACAAGGCCAGUAGCAGUACCAGCAUGAAGUUUGAUCACCUAUAUCAACUUUGAUUAGUUACUGGGAAGCUUCUUCAUGUUCGCACAUAAUACGCACAAAGCAGAUACAGGUGGCAGAUUCCUCCUCUGGUGUUCGAUGAGCAAUUGUCUGUUGGUCCGAGUUCCUUGGUGGCCAACAGCUACAAAAUAAAAUUUUAAAAAGAAACUUGGUGGCAAGAAUUGGUGCCACAAGGUAUAUUUUGUAUUAUAUCCAGCCACGGGUACUGAAUAUUUCAUGCCGCUCUGCUUCAAAUCCAAGAAAAGUUUUUCUAUCGGGUUCAUACUUUUGUUUUGACUUAAAAUUCACAAGAUAUACUGGAAAAUUUAAGCAAAGUAAGCCAGCUACAAUUUAGUAUACAUCCUUCCUGGCGGCAAACAGGGCAGGCGCCCCUUAUCUAGUGGCGGACCCAGAAUUGUC
Linum tenue is the source of this 2051-nucleotide messenger RNA. The record is from the annotation of a GenBank genome assembly. Lineage: Eukaryota; Viridiplantae; Streptophyta; Magnoliopsida; Malpighiales; Linaceae.